AUACGUCAAUGGUACAGUAAAUCUAAUGCGGUUCCGUUUGGGAUUGAACCAUAGUUAUACGCCUCUGUUCUGCUCGCCUGCUUGUGCUCAGAUGACGCCCGUCUGUCAAACAGCGCAGUAGCUUGCGAGCUAAUUUCAUUUCAUUUACUCCAGCGAAGGUAGGCGGGGGAUAAAUCGUUAUCUUCAAGCCAGUUCGGUAUAACGAGAUAGCUAUCUACAUUUCUUCAGUCAGCAACCCUGACGAUAUGUUAUUUAAUCCAGCCUCUUUGACCGAGUGUUUACAGGAAUGGGAAGAUCUCGAAAAGAACUAUCAGCAAGUUCAGGAGACCCAUCGUCUCUACAAGCAAAAGCUGGAGGAGGUUUCCAAAUUACAAAAUAGCUGUUCCACUUCUAUUUCACGACAGAAGAAAAGGCUAAAAGAGCUUUCAGCUUCACUUGAAGAAUGCAAACAGAAAGCGUGCCCAGAGGACAUAAGCACUAUAGAUGGGAUCCAAGAAUCAAUGAAAGAAAGACCAAAUGUAUUUUUCGAGAUGGAGGCCUUCCUUCCAAAGAAAAAUGGGUUAUACCUCAGUCUUGUGCUUGGAAACGUGAAUGUUACCCUCCUUAACAAACAGGCCAAAUUUGCCUAUAAAGAUGAAUAUGAGAAGUUCAAGCUCUACCUGACUGUCAUACUUCUACUUUUCUCCUUUACGUGUCGGUUUGUGGUCAGCUACAGAGUGCUUGAUGCACUUUUCAACUUUCUGUUGGUGUGGUAUUACUGCACAUUGACGAUAAGAGAGAGUAUACUCAUUAAUAACGGCUCUAAGAUUAAGGGCUGGUGGGUAUUUCAACAUUAUGUCUCAACUUUCCUCUCUGGAGUAAUGCUGACUUGGCCUGAAGGAGAACUCUACCAAAUGUUUAGGAACCAGUUCCUGUCUUACUCUAUGUAUAUAAAUUUUGUCCAGUUUCUUCAGUACUACUACCAGAGUGGCUGUCUGUACCGGCUUCGUGCUCUGGGAGAGAGACACAACAUGGACCUCACAGUUGAGGGUUUUCAGUCCUGGAUGUGGAGGGGACUAACUUUUCUGUUGCCUUUCCUUUUCUUCGGCCAUUUUUGGCAACUCUACAAUGGAAUCACACUUUUCCAAAUGGCCCAGCUGCCAGAAUGGAAAGAGUGGCAGGUCCUUAUGUGUGGCUCCACCUUCCUUGUGCUGUUUAUGGGAAACUUCUUUACCACACUGGGUGUAGUGUACCAAAAAUACACAAAUCAGGACAAAGCAAAAGAUUUAUGAAUAACCAUAGACUCCCAAAGUCUUGGUCCACAGAGAACUUCUUUUUUGUUUUAUACAAAUGUUUUUUUGCAUUUAAUUGUGCCGUAUAUUAUUGUGUGAAGUUGAAGCUUUAGUGUCACACUUUACUGUACUGCAAUUAUACUGUGCUUUUCUAAUUUACAGAUUUUAAUUUUAAAUGUGUUCAUAACAUGACAGAGUUAACGAUGAACCUUAAUACAUACAGUCAAUAUGAAAAGCAGUAAGGUGACACUUUAGAGCUCCUCAUGGUUCAAUCCUAAGCAUCUGAGCAUGAGUUGCCUUGUGUGUGUAGUUCUCCCCAUGUCAGUGUGGGUUUCCUCUGAGUUCUCCAGUUUCUUCGCAUCUGGUCAGUGGAUUGGCUACAGAAAAUUGCCCUAAGUGUGAAUGAAUGUGUCAAUGUGUGUACAUGGUGACAUCCCAUCCAGGGUGUAUUCCUGACUCAGUGUUCCUGGGAUAGGCUCUGGAUCCACUGUGACACUGAUCAGGAUAAUGCACUUACUGUGAGUGAAUGAAUGAAUGAAUGAAUGUACGAACAAACCAACCAAACAAACAAACAAAAGUUGAAUGCAACUUCUGAUGCAGUGCAUUAGGCUAAAAUGUUUUUUCAUCCAAAAGUCAAAAUAAAAAUGGCUUAACCAUU
Messenger RNA from Pangasianodon hypophthalmus (striped catfish), 1929 nucleotides. RefSeq names its product transmembrane protein 120Aa (gene tmem120aa). Bases 246 to 1271 code for a protein of 341 amino acids. The transcript is spliced from 12 exons. NCBI's taxonomy places the organism in Eukaryota, Metazoa, Chordata, Actinopteri, Siluriformes, Pangasiidae. The record is from RefSeq and is a predicted model, not a curated record. Gene Ontology annotation, biological process: fat cell differentiation. Gene Ontology annotation, cellular component: membrane.